ACUCUAUCUUCCUCUCCUAUCUCCUUUGUUCAUUCAACUCAAACAAAGUAUCCAUCUUUUCAAUUACUCCAAGACAGUGGUAGAUUCUUGCCCCAAACAGAAAAAUUCAGAGCAAUUACUCCACAUUCUCAAGGUACGAAAUUUUGAUUUUGUUCCUUUAAUGUUCUUUUGGUAAAAUUCUGAUUGUUUCGAUUUCAUAUGUUAGGGUUUAGGGUUUUCCAAAAAAAAUUGAAAUUUUAAUUUUUGAAGUUGAUAUUAUGUGUUGUAUUAGCAUUGAUUAUGUGAGAAAUUGUUAAAUUUUCAUAGAUGAUGUGUAUAAUUGUGUGAUUCGCACAUUAGACGAGUUAGGGUUUGUGUACACUUGAAGAACAGGGGAAAGAGGUAGAACAGAGGGGAAUACCAAUGCUUAUCAUUCAUUUAAUUUCACCAAAAUUCCUAUAAUCGAUAAUUUCACUAACCUAGAUGUUUGGUGUGGUCUGUCCUUAGGAACCAUGUAUGGAUUUUGUUGAUUUCUUUAAACUUGUUGGACCUGGUUUUUCUUAAAGCUUGCAGUUGUCCCUAAUUUUGCUUAAACUGAACCUGAUUACAGUAAAACAAUUAAGCAAGCUUCUGUUUUUGGUUAGAACAAUUAUGCACUGUUGUAUUUUUAUUUAAGAGCAGCAACUAGAAAGCUGCUGUAUUUUUUUUUUUAAGUAUAGCUGCUGUAUUUUUUUUAAAGAUAUGGAUGCUGUAUUUUUUUUUUUUAAGAUAUGGUUGCUGUAUUAUUUUGAGAUAUUUGACAGAGAAGCAGCAAGCAAGCAAGUAGCAGCAACAACGUUCAUUAAUUUUUGUCAUUUUAAUUUGCUUUAAAUUGUUUUUUUUAAUUAUUUAUGCUAUGGUUAGAGGUGAGUUAACGGUGAGUUAACUUGCCGGAAAGUGAAGUUGAGACCCCAAAGAGUGAAAAAAAAAGGUAUAGGUCCCAAAGGGUGAAAAACUCAAAAGGUGAGACCCCAUUCUUUAUCUUAACUCUAUUUUGUGGGGAGGUUUUUUUGCUCUGUUUUGAAAAUAGUAAUACUAUAUUCGAUAUUAUAAUUUCGCAUAUUAAUUUUUUGACAUUAUUUAUUGAUCAGCAUUCUUAGCACAGGAUUCCCCUAUUCAUGUCGCUUAUUUUUUUAUUUGUUAUCUACUCCCUCCGUAUUUAUUUAAGGGAUACACUUGGGCGGGCACGAGUAUUAAGAAGAAAAGUUGAAUAAAAUAAAAUAAUAAAGCAAGUGGAGUUAGUUAGAUAUUUUAAUAAAUAAACAAGUGGGGACCAUGUCAUUUUGGUGGGUGGAAGUGGGGAUGGGUUUCUGAAAUUAUUUGUUUAAUAGGAUGGUGGAUCAUAAGGUAAAUUAGAUGUAUUAUUUAAUUAGAUGGUGGGGUUGAUAAGUUACUAAAAAUGGCAAGUGUAUCUCUUAAAUAAAUACGGCCGGAAAAGGCAAGUGUAUCCCUUAAAUAAAUACGGAUGGAGUAUUUUUUAGGGAGGUCUUUUUAAUCAGUUUUGUAAAUGAAUUUACUGUAAUCGUAUUUUUUAUUGUUAUCUUUAUUAUUGUGCAAUUUAUUCCUAUUUUGUAUUGUUUAUUAUUAUCUUGUAUUUGCAAAUAUCGAUUUAAAAAUAAUUAGAUUAUAAAUAUUUAAAAUGAGUAUUUUAAAAAGAAAAAUACUAAAGACUCACCAGAACAUGACACGUGUCAUUCCUUUGAGUAGUUUGGCAAUAAUAGAUACGACGUAACAUCCAGUAGUACGUUUUGAAAAAAUGAUCAAAAUCCGUGCGUACACGGAAUCUCAUAUAGUGUAUAAUAUUUACUCAUACCACAUUUAAAUAUGAACUAGAUAGUGGCCCGGGCGAUGCCUCAGAGUGUUGCAUAGAGUUUAUAUUAAUAUCAACAUUUUUUUACAAGGACACAAUAACCGAUUGCAUGAAUUGCCUAAAAGUUUUAAUAUAUAAAUAAAUAGAUUUGUGUUGUUGAAAAUAUUUCACAAUGGCAACGAUGGGAAGUAAGGAGUAAAAAGGAAAAUGAAAUGAAAGGAAAAGAAGCAUGAACGCUCCAGAAAUAUCCAAAACAACCACCCUCCUUCCUCUUCGUUGUUUGAUGAACUCAACAAGUCAAUAUGAAGCAAAAACUAGUCAAAAACUAAUUGCCGCCGUUGUUCUGUUCUUCGUUCUCCUGGCGAGUUCUUCGACGUCUCCGUCUCCCGCCGUCUUGUCUGCUGCUCAAACAUUGUUUGCGGUGCUGCAAUGUUCUGAGGUCAAACAGGUCUGCUCCAUCCUUGGAUGCAAAUCCCAACUUAAUGAUCUCAGUGGCACCGUCGUCAGAAUCAAAGCUGCACUCGAGGAUGCUGAAGCCAAGCAAGAGCUAUCCAAGCAAGACCGGUUGUUUAUCGAGGAACUCAAAGAUGCAGUUUAUGAUGCUGAUGAUCUCUUCGACGAGUUUGUCACUCUUGCUGAACAGGAGAAGCUCACUAAGGGUAUCAAGGUUCGUGUCCUUGCUCUAUUCGGCAAGUAUGGGACGGCUUAUAACAUGGCUCAAGGGGUUAAGAUGAUCAAGAAAAAGUUGGAUGCUAUUGCUUCUGAUACUCGGUUCAACUUUAACAUUGAUAGUAAGCCUAUCAGGAAUAGAAGGCUGGAAACCUGUUCUUAUGUGUAUGAAGCUGAUAUCAUUGGAAGAGAACCUGAUUUGGAGAAAAUUGUUUGUGUACUGUUAGAUCCUAUUGUUCAACAAAAUGUAUCUUUCCUCCCUAUUGUGGGGAUGGGUGGGUUGGGCAAAACUGCUCUUGCCCAACUCGUGUUUAACGAUGCUAGGGUCAAAAAUGCAUUUCCAUUGAUGUUGUGGGCUUGUGUCGCUGAUGAAAAUCAGAAACUGCUUGACGUACAGGGUGUUCUUGGUAGGAUUCUAGCUUCCGCUAAUGAGGGUCAUACGAAGAACGAGGGUUGUACUAUGGAUGGGUUGCAAAGCCAACUUCGAGAACAACUUGCAGGUAAAAAAUACUUGCUUGUUUUGGAUGAUGUGUGGACUGAAAAUUCUGAACAAUGGCGUAUAUUGAUACAAUUUUUGAUGGGAGGUCAAAGGGGAAGUUGGAUUGUCGUAACUACACGCUCAAAGAAGACAGCAGGAAUCAUGGGAGACAGUCCAAGGCACGACCUGCAAGGUUUGUCCAAGGAUAAUUCAUGGUGCUUAUUUAAAAGGGUAGCAUUUGGAUCCCAGCAUGCAAACCCUCCUGAAGACUUGGUUAAACUUGGUCAAGAUAUUGUUGUGAGAUGUGCUAACGUCCCUCUUGCUAUUAGAGUGGUGGGGAGUCUUCUUUAUGAUCAAGAAAAACAUAAGUGGUUGUCAGUUCAGAAGUUGGGAUUAGCAAAAGUUGAAGGAAGCCAAGAUGGCAUCAUUCCUAUAUUGAAGCUAAGUUAUUAUCAGCUUGAAUCCCCACUAAAGUGUUGUUUUGGGUAUUGUGCGAUCUUCCCUAAAGACCAGCGCAUUUCGAAGAUGACAUUGAUUCAGCUCUGGAUGGCACAAGGCUACAUUCAGUUAGAUGAUCGUCAUUUAAAUAUGGAAGAUGUCUCUGAGGAAUUUUUUUCAAUCUUGUUGCAGAGGUGUUUUUUCCAAGACGUGGUGAAAGAUAAAUAUGGUGGUAUUAGAUCAUUUAAGAUACAUGAUUUGAUGCACGAUCUUGCUCAAGAAGUUGCAGGAAAGGAGAUUUGCAUAGCGAAUACCAUUAAUGGAGAUGUGGAUAAAAAAAUUCGCCAUCUAUCUGAUUUUAACAUUGGAUCUUCAAGUUUAUCUUUUACUAAGACCCAAAUACGUUCAUAUCUUUCUUUUGCUCGUUAUUAUGAUUACGCGAUGGACGUGUCUUGUGUUGCUGCAUUACUAGCUAAUUGGAAGUAUCUGAGGGCUUUGGACUUGAAUUUUUUACAAAUAAAGAGUUUUCCGGGCUCGAUAGGUAAAUUGAUACAUUUAAGAUAUUUAUGCCUCUCAAACAACCACGAACUAGAAGUUCUCCCCGGACCAAUUACCAAACUGCAUAAUCUUCAGAUUUUAAAUUUAGAUGGUUGUUUGAGUUUGAAAGAGUUGCCAAAAGAUUUGUGCAAGCUAGUUAAGUUGAGGGUCUUGGAUUUAAAAGGUUGUAAUAACCUGAGUUAUAUGCCAAGGGGCAUGGGUAAGUUGACUUGCCUUCACACGCUUAAUAAGUUUGUGGUGGGAAAUACGAGAUCAAACAAGGAGUUGUUUUCUGGACUAGAAGACCUGAAAGCUCUUACAAACUUGAAAGGUUAUCUUGAAAUCGACAUACACUUCAUGGACACGGGUGUAAAUGUUGGCAACAAAAAUGGUGAUAGAGAGGGAGAUUGCUUGGGGAACAAAGAACAUCUGAAAGAUGUUUACUUUUAUUUUAGUAGGACAGAGGGUAAGGGAAGAGAGGAGUAUGACGAAGCAGUAAUGGGAGAGUUGCAACCACACCCUAAUCUCGAGAAGUUUAUGGUGAAUUAUUAUCGUGGUGUGAGAAUGCCACGCUGGCCAAUCGAAGAUAACUUGGCAACCUUUCUCCCUAAUCUUGUUCAUAUGGAACUUAUGUAUUGUCCAAAUCUGCAGUAUUCAGGACAUUUACGACUUCCUCUGUUGAAAAUAUUAGCGGUGGGUAAUUGCCCAAAUCUACUAGCUAUAUUGCAGUGCCCUGGAUUGGAAGUCCUAUAUUUACGUGGUUUCAAUAAGAGAUUGGAAAUAAUUCGGAGGAUAAAGAGUAAAGAAUUUGGGGAGGCAACUCCUGGUGGUAUUCCCGCAUCUUCUUCAUUUUCUCAUGAUAUUGGUCUCAAGGUUACAGUAGACAACGUGGCAUGGCUUAAUUCUCUGCGGAUGGACUCUUUUCUGGGUCUUGGCACGCUGAUCAUAAGAUGGGACAAGGAGGUGGAGAGUUUGGGAGAAGCCAGGGAGGCGUUCCGUAGAUGCUCAUCUUCCCUGAUAUCCUUGAAAAUUGAAAACUGCUUCAAAUUGAAGAGUGUUGUGUUUGGAGGAUUAGAGCAUCUCACUGCGUUAGAGACGUUGAAAAUUAAAAACUGCUCCAACCUGAGUCUAUCAGAAGAAGUAGAGAGAGAAGAUGGCAUGCCAUGGCAACCCUUUCAUCACCCCCUCCGCUCCUUGAAAUUGGACUGUGUAUCAGAUGAUCUGCCCAAUUGGAUACAAUACUUGACUUCCCUCCAAACCCUUAAAAUUGGGUUGUGCCCAGGACUGGAAUCCUUGCCGAAAUGGAUGUCCAAACUCACCUCCCUCAAGAAACUUGAACUCAUGUACUGGCCACAUUGCCCUAGAGAAGGAUACCAACAAUCCACCGGUGACGACUUGGCCCACAUUCAACACAUACCUGAAAUUAAAAUCAGGCGACAUUACUGAAAAUAUCCAAGUUUCAACCAUAAAUCAGGGGGUUGCUGAGCCACAUAGACUACUAGUGUAUCAAUCUACGCCGCUUUACUUAGAGAGGAAGAUCUGCCUGAUUGGAUACAGUACUUGACUUUCCUCAAGGAACUCUGGUACUGUUAUUGGCGUGCAAGGAGUGUAUCAGGCUUAUUCCCAGUCAUUAUUCCUAGUCAUGUUAGGAUAAGUCAUAUCUUUUAAUGCUUUAGUGGGGGUCCUGUACGGUUUGGCUAGUCCCUUAAGGAUUGGAGUUUACGUGUAGAAAAAAAGAUGUAUUUUAUGUUUAUUACGAGUCUUAGUAUAAUUAAGUGUAUGUGUACUGACAUAUGUAUGAAAGCCUUGAGUUAUUUAUCAAUUCGUAGUCCCAACUUCCAAUCAAACAGGUGGAUGCACAUUCUUCUUAUGUCAUCACUUAUAAAUCAAAGAGAAGCUGCUACUAGUAUCAACUAUAAGAUGCUCUGCUUCAAUUUGUGUUUUACAUUUCAUUGUAUUUCAACUCUACUGACUAAUAAGUUAUAAGUCUACUGAUAUAUAAGCUUUAGAAUUCAGAGUUUCCAAUGUAUCUCAGCCUUCUCGGUGCUUGUGUACUAUGUCGGCCUUCUAGAGUAUUGCCAAGGUGAAGUCUUUCUGUUUGGUAGAAUGCUAGCUUUGUAUGUAGCUUCAUAACUGAUCAAGUCACUGUCCUGGAUAUUAGAAAUGAUCUGCAACAGAGGACUUUGCAAUUACCCACAACAGCGAUUUCUUAAUGAUUCUGUAACAUUUUCUAGAGAAUCUGACAAAACUCUGGUUCAUCAACUAGAUAAUUGAUAUGGUAGAUCGACAUUGAUGUGUAACGAGUAGUUUAAACAGUUGUACCCAAAUCCUCUCUCUAAAAGUUAUCAAGUCUGCAGAUCACCACUUGACCCUGAAAAACAUUUUCCAUAAAAUAGAGAUGUGAAUGGGAAAGAAGAUGUUUAUAGCUUUGGAAUACUUGUAUUGGAGAUCGUUUCAUGUAGGAAGCCUGUCAAUUAUGAUAAAGCUCAAGAAGAGGUGAGAUCAAGGGAAAUAAUCGGGAACUAUGCUGAUGUGAUAUUUGCAAAUAGUGAUGAAGCUAGAGCCCUAUGUAAUUUUUCAUUGAAGGAAAGCCCUGCCUCUGCAACAAGAUAUCUAAGCCAUUUUGUCCCACUCGUGUCUGUAACCGAUGGUGCUCGUGGGUCCUACAUAGGAGUCCGAGGAGAAUCCGUAUACAUACCUCCAUCACCUUGUGUACCAAUAGACACGUGUGGAGCAGGAGACGCCUACGCAUCAGGUAUUUUAUACGGUUUAUUAAGAGGAGUAACAGAUAUGAAAGACAUGGGUGCAUUAGCAGCUAGGAUUGCAGCUGUUGUUGUUGGACAACAGGGUACUCGGCUUAGGGUUCAAGACGCUGUUCAAUUGUCCGAGUCAUUUUCUUUCCAUCUCCAAAACUCCACGAUUUGACUGGACUACUUCUGUUCCUUCGCGCCUUCUUGUAUGCCUUCUUGUAUGUUGAAUAGUCCAUUAUUUGAUAGUUCACUUGUCCAUAGUAAUGUUAUUCUUCUUUGUACAUUACUGAUUAUUAUAGUUCCAGAAAGGAUAUCACUUUACUUCC
Spinacia oleracea (spinach) is the source of this 7026-nucleotide messenger RNA. Its product is annotated as putative disease resistance protein RGA1. The transcript is spliced from 6 exons. Gene Ontology annotation, molecular function: ADP binding. Bases 2058 to 5396 code for a protein of 1112 amino acids. Lineage: Eukaryota; Viridiplantae; Streptophyta; Magnoliopsida; Caryophyllales; Amaranthaceae. The record is from RefSeq and is a predicted model, not a curated record.